Molecule: messenger RNA, 784 nt
Organism: Globicephala melas (long-finned pilot whale)
Lineage: Eukaryota; Metazoa; Chordata; Mammalia; Artiodactyla; Delphinidae
Source: RefSeq, a predicted model, not a curated record
UCUGGAUACCACAGUGGAUCUUUAUAUUCUUAAUCAUCUAACAAACCCACCCAAUGGAAAACCUUGUCAAUUUGUCAUGGAAGUCACAAAUAAAACACAUGCAGAUGUAAAGGGUGGGACACUCACUCAGUAUGAAGGCAAAUUGAGACUGAUGGAAAUUGCUCAAGUGCCAAAAGCAUAUGCUGAUGAGUAUAAAUCUGUAUCAAAAUUCAAAAUAUUUAAUACAAACAACCUAUGGAUCUCUCUUACAGCAGUUAAAAGACUGCAGGAGCAGAAUGCUAUUGACAUGGAAAUCAUUGUAAAUCCAAAGACUUUGGACGGAGGCCUGAAUGUCAUUCAGUUGGAAACUGCAGUAGGGGCUGCCAUUAAAAGCUUUGAGAACUCUCUAGGUAUUAAUGUUCCUAGGAGCCGUUUUCUGCCUGUCAAAACCACAUCAGAUCUCUUGCUUUUGACGUCAAACCUUUAUAGUCUUAAUGCAGGAUCUCUGACAAUGAGUGAAAAGCGGGAAUUUCCUACAGUGCCCUUGGUUAAAUUAGGCGGUCCUUUUACGAAGGUUCAGGAUUAUCUAAGGAGAUUUGAAAGCAUACCAGAUAUGCUUGAAUUGGAUCACCUCACAGUUUCAGGAGAUAUAACAUUUGACAAGAAUGUUUUAUUACAGGGAACGGUUAUCAUCAUCGCAAAUCAUGGUGACUGAAUUGACAUCCCACCUGGAGCAGUAUUAGAGAACAAGAUUGUAUCUGGGAACCUUCAUACCUUGGACCACUGAAUGAAAAAUAUUGUGCAC